UGGUCAGCGGUGUGGAGGCGGAGCGCGAACACGGAGAUUAGCCCAAGUUUAGCAAAGCGUGUGAACACCAGCGGAGAUGAGACGCUGAUAGUGAGGGAGAAUGGCCUGUUUUGGCCACGAGAACUCUUCAACGAGCGUAAACUACUGUGUAGGGCGCGUUAGUGACUCGGUUAAAGAGAGUUUAUGAUGACUUUGAACAGGUCUGCGCGGAGUGGGAUAUGAGCCCGACAGAGGAGCCGCGCUUCUAGCAGCUGAGGUCGAAGAGGAAAACACGAGCGGAUGGUGUGGAGUUAAUCUCGGUUUUAUCAUUAAACGUGCACUUACUACUAUCGGGGCGGGUUUCCUGCUGAAGGACGAUGUCGCUGCCACCGCAAACCGAGACAAGGAAGUUUACACGAGGGCUGAGCAAACCAGGCACAGCGGCGGAGCUCCGGCAGAGCGUGUCUGAGGUGGUGAGGACGUCCGUGCUGGUGGUAAAGCCACGUGUGAUCGAGCCAUUGGACUAUGAGAGUGUGCUGGUCCAGAGGAAAACUCAGAUCCUCAGUGAUGUUCUUCGAGACAUGCUGCAGUUCCCUCUGGAGGACUUCCAGACGUGCACUCUGCGCCGGAUGAUCCGCACUGUGUACCCCUCGCUCCCGGAGAACGCGCAGAGAGAGGCACACAGCCUGUUUGUGCAGGAGUGUAUCAAGACCUACAAAUCAGACUGGCAUGUUGUCAACUACAAGUACGAAGAUUAUUCUGGUGACUUUCGUCAGCUCCCCAAUAAAGUGUCCAGACCUGAUAAGCUGGCAGUUCAUGUGUUUGAAGUGGACGAGGACGUGGAUAAAGAUGAGGACACAGCCUCCUUAGGCUCACAGAAGGGAGGGAUCAGCAAGCAAGGCUGGCUUCACAAAGGCAACAUGAACAGUGCCAUCAGUGUCACUAUGAGGUCUUUCAAAAGGAGAUAUUUCCACUUGACACAGUUAGGAGAUGGCUCCUAUAACCUCAACUUCUACAAGGACGAGAAGAUUUCCAAGGAACCCAAAGGGACCAUCUUCUUGGAUUCCUGCAUGGGUGUGGUUCAGAAUAAUAAGGUGCGUCGGUUUGCAUUUGAGCUGAAGAUGCAGGAUAAGAGCUCAUAUCUGCUGGCUGCAGAUUCUGAGACUGAGAUGGAGGACUGGAUCAACACACUCAACAAAAUCCUGCACAGCAGUUUUGAGCUUGCCAUGCAGGAGAAGAGGAAUGGAGACCUACAUGAUGAUGAUGAACUGGGGAAAGCUGAUAACUCUUCUGGAAGUAUGGACAGCUUUCAGAGUGCCCGAGACAUUGAGUCCAAAAUAAGGAAUGAGACGCGCCUAAAACUCUUCACACUGGACCCAGACACACAGAAGUUGGACUUCUCUGGCAUUGAACCUGAAGUCAAACCUUUUGAAGAGAAGUUUGGGAAACGGAUUCUUGUAAAAUGCAACGACCUGUCCUUCAACCUGCAGAGCUGUGUGGCAGAGAAUGAGGAGGGACCAACUACUAAUGUGGAACCCUUUUUUGUCACUCUGUCUCUGUUCGAUAUUCAGAACAGUCGGAAGAUUUCCUCAGAUUUUCAUGUAGAUCUGAAUCACCCGUCAGUAAGAGCAAUGGUGCCAGGCUCAGGAGCUCAGAUCAUUAAUGGAGCCUCAGAUGCAGCACAGCGCACCACCAACGGUCUGCCAGAGAGUGCUCUACAAUAUCCACAACAGGGAGUGUUCUCUGUGAUGUGUCCACACCCUGAUAUCUUCCUGGUGGCUCGGAUUGAAAAGAUUCUGCAGGGAGGAAUAACUCAUUGUGCUGAACCAUACAUGAAGAACUCUGACUCCACCAAGACUGCUCAGAAGGUGCUGAAGAAUGCUAAAUUAGCAUGUAGCAGACUUGGCCAGUACAGGAUGCCAUUUGCAUGGGCAGCCAGGCCUCUGUUUAAGGAUGCAUCUGGGACGUUGGAUAAGUCUGCUCGUUUCUCUGCAAUAUACAGGCAGGACAGUAACAAACUCUCCAAUGAGGACAUGUUCAAACUGCUGGCAGAUUUCAGAAAGCAAGAAAAGAUGGCAAAGCUUCCAGUGAUUCUGGGAAAUCUAGAUGUUACUAUUGACAGUGUGGCCCCGGAUCUCCCCAACUGCAUAACGUCUUCAUAUCUGCCAGUGCGUCAGUUUGAGAGCAGUGAUUGGAACGGACUUUUUUUUGAGGUUGAGGAGUUUGUGCCAUGUUUAGCUAAAUGCUCUCAGCCCUUCACCACAUAUAAUAACCAUCUAUACGUCUACCCACGGCACCUCAAAUACGACAGCCAGAAGACCUUCGCUAAGGCCAGAAACAUUGCUGUGUGUGUGGAGUUCAGAGACUCUGAUGAGGAAGAUGCUCUCCCUCUCAAGUGUAUAUAUGGUCGUCCAGGUGGGCAUCUCUUCACUAAGAAUGCCUUUGCUGCAGUAUUACAUCAUCAGCAAAACCCUGAGUUUUAUGAUGAGUUUAAGAUUGAGCUGCCAACUCAACUGAAUGAGAAGCAUCAUCUCUUGUUCACAUUCUACCACAUCAGCUGUGACAGCAACAGCAAAGCUAGCACCAAAAAGCGGGAGCAGGUGGAGACACAGGUGGGCUAUGCAUGGCUGCCCUUGCUGAAGGAUGGCAGAGUGAUCAUGAAUGAGCAGCACAUUCCUGUAGCUGCAAACCUGCCUGCAGGGUACCUCAGCUGCCAUGAUGGCAACAGCAAGCACGCAGGUCCUGAAGUGAAGUUUGUUGAUGGAGGAAAGCCUCUGUUUAAAGUCUCUACUCACUUGGUCUCCACCGUCUACACGCAGGAUCAACAUUUGCACAAUUUCUUCCUCCACUGUGAGAGCAGUGUGUCUACACCUCAGCCCAAAGGAGGAGAACUGGUCAAAUACCUGAAGAGUCUGCAUGCAAUGGAGGCUCAUGUGAUGAUAAACUUCCUCCCUACAAUCCUGAACCAGCUAUUCCGUGUGCUUACCAGCGCAGCACAUGAAGACGUCGCAGUCAAUGUCACCAGGGUGAUGAUCCAUGUUGUAGCUCAAUGCCAUGAGGAGGGCUUGGAACAUCACCUCCGCUCAUAUGUCAAGUAUGUGUUUAAGACAGAUGCGAACACAGCUACUGGUAAAACAGUGCAUGAGGAGCUGGCCAAAGCCAUGACCACAAUCCUCAAGCCGUCCACUGACUUCCUCACCAGCAACAAACUGCUGAAGUACUCCUGGUAUUUCUUUGAGGCUUUAGUGAAGUCCAUGGCCCAGUACCUGAUAGAAAGCGGUAAAGUCAGGCUGUCCAGGAACCAGCGUUUCUCAGCCUCGUUUCACCACACAGUGGAGACCCUGGUGAACAUGCUGAUGCCUCACAUUGUGCAGAAAUACAAAGACAACCUGGACGCAGCACGCAACGCCAACCACAGCCUGGCUUUCUUCAUUAAGCGUUGUUUUACUUUCAUGGAUCGAGGAUUUGUCUUCAAGCAGAUCAACAACUACAUCAACUGCUUUAUGCCUGGAGAUGCAAAGACACUGUAUGAAUUUAAGUUUGAGUUUCUGAAGGUGGUGUGUAACCACGAGCACUACGUCCCUCUAAAUCUGCCCAUGCCGUUUGGGAAAGGGCGGAUAAUGAGAUUCCAAGAUCUCCAGUUGGACUACUCUUUAACAGAUGACUUCUGUAAGAACCACUUUCUAGUGGGCUUGUUGUUGAGGGAGGUGAGUGGGGCUCUACAGGAGUUCAGAGACAUUCGCCAAAUAGCCAUCCAAGUGCUGAAGAACCUGAUGAUGAAACAUACCUUCGAUGAUCGCUACACCUCAAAAAGUCAGCAAGCGAGGCUGGCCACUCUCUACCUGCCACUCUUUGGGAUACUUCAGGAGAACGUCCACAGACUCAACAUUAAAGACACCUCACCAUUUGCCAACAGCCUCUCCCACAGCCAUAGCCGGGACGAACCUCUCCUCACCAGUUCAUUAAUGACACCUCCUAAAUUAGGGGGCCAUGUAGAGAGCAGCCUCCACAAGGAUGUGUUUGGGGUCAUCUCUGGAACAGCCUCUCCACACACAACCUCGACUCCGAAUGUUAGCUCCGUCCGGCACGCUGAUUCCCGUGGCUCCCUCAUCAGCACUGACUCAGGAAACAGCCUAUCAGAGCGUCACAACGACAAACACCACCCCCUUGAUAAGUGCCAUGUGGCUGCAGCUCUUGGUGGAUCCCUCCUGCGCUGUGAUAAACUAGAGCAGUCAGAAGUGAAGAGUCUGUUAAUGUGUUUUCUACAUGUGCUGAAGAGCAUGUCUGAAGAUGCUCUCUUUACCUACUGGAAUAAAGCUUCAUCUGGAGAUCUGAUGGACUUCUUCACUCUGUUAGAACUGUGUCUCCACCAGUUCAGGUAUAUGGGGAAGAGAUACAUUGCCAGGAACCAGGAGGCGGGCCCUGUAACACAUGAGCGCAAGUCUCAGACUCUGCCUGUGUCCCGCAGUAGAGCCGGAAUGAUGCACGCUCGCUUACAGCAGCUCAGCAGCCUGGAUAACUCUUACACUUUCAACCACACAUACAGCCAUUCAGAUGCCGAUGUGUUGAACCAGUCGCUGCUGGAGGCGAACAUUGCUACUGAGGUGUGUUUGACAGUGCUGGACACACUAAGCAUCUUCAUCAUGGGGUUUAAGACCCAGCUGAGCUUAGAUCAUGGCCACAACCCACUAAUGAAGAAAGUGUUUGCAGUCCACCUGUGCUUUCUGCAUAUCAACCAGUCAGAGACAGCACUCAAGCAAGUCUUCACUUUCCUGCGCACCUUUAUCUAUAAAUUCCCAUGCACAUUUUUCGAGGGCCGUGCAGACAUGUGCGCAUCCUUCUGUUAUGAGAUCCUGAAGUGCUGUAACUCCAAACUCAGCUCUAUCCGCAGUGAUGCAGCUCACCUUCUCUACUUCCUCAUGAAGAGCAACUUCGACUACACGGGCAGGAAGUCCUUCGUCCGCACACACCUACAGGUGGUGAUUGCAGUCAGUCAACUGAUUGCCGAUGUCAUUGGAAUUGGUGGGACAAGAUUUCAGCAGUCUCUGUCCAUCAUCAACAAUUGUGCCAAUAGUGACAAGACCAUCAAAAACACAGCGUUCCCAUCCGAUGUGAAGGACCUGACCAAGCGGAUCCGGACAGUCCUGAUGGCAACGGCUCAGAUGAAGGAGCACGAGCGAGAUCCAGAGAUGCUCGUGGAUUUGCAGUACAGCCUGGCCAAGUCCUAUGCCAGCACUCCUGAACUACGCAAGACCUGGCUGGACAGCAUGGCCCGCAUCCACGUCAAGAAUGGAGACCUAUCUGAAGCUGCUAUGUGUUACGUGCAUGUAGCAGCACUGGUAGCUGAGUACCUGCGAAGAAAAGGGAUGUUUAAACAGGGUUGCUCUGCGUUCCGAGUGGUGACACCCAACAUUGAGGAGGAGGCAUCAAUGAUGGAGGAUGUAGGCAUGCAAGACGUACACUUCAAUGAGGAUGUGCUGAUGGAGUUGUUAGAAGAGUGUGCUGAUGGACUCUGGAAAGCAGAGCGAUAUGAGCUCAUCUCUGACAUCUACAAGCUCAUCAUACCCAUCUACGAGAAACGCAGAGACUUUGAGAAACUGGCUCACUUGUAUGAGACACUCCAUCGUGCCUACAGUAAAGUCACAGAGGUGAUGCACACAGGCAAGAGGCUACUGGGAACCUAUUUCAGAGUGGCCUUCUUUGGACAGGCUGCGGGAUUCUUUGAGGAUGAGGAUGGUAAAGAGUACAUCUACAAAGAGCCCAAAUUCACUCCUCUGUCUGAGAUCUCCCAAAGACUUCUCAAACUCUACUCAGAAAAGUUUGGGGCUGAGAAUGUCAAAAUGAUCCAGGAUUCUGGCAGGAUCAACCCUAAAGACCUGGACUCAAAGUAUGCGUAUAUCCAGGUAACUCAUGUCACUCCCUUCUUGGAGGAGAAGGAGCUGGUGGAGAGGAAAACAGAGUUUGAAAGAAGCCACAACAUCUACCGUUUCGUCUUUGAGACACCCUUCACAGUGUCUGGCAAAAAGCAGGGUGGCAUUGAGGAGCAGUGCAAACGCAGGACUAUACUCACCACCACACACUUUUUCCCAUAUGUAAAGAAGCGUAUAGCAGUGAUGUACCAGCACCACACAGACCUGAACCCCAUCGAGGUGGCCAUUGAUGAGAUGAGCAAGAAAGUAGCUGAACUACGGCAGCUCUGUGCCAGCAGUGAAGUGGACAUGAUCAAACUCCAACUCAAACUGCAGGGCAGCAUCAGUGUUCAGGUAAAUGCUGGCCCAUUGUCCUACGCCAGAGCUUUCCUUGAUGAUACCACAUCCAAGAGAUACCCAGACAACAAAGUCAAACAGCUCAAAGAGGUCUUCAGGCAGUUUGUGGAGGCAUGCGGCCAUGGCCUGGGCAUUAAUGAGAGACUGAUCAAAGAGGACCAGCAGGAGUAUCAUGAUGAAAUGAAGGCCAACUACAGAGACCUCACCAGGGAACUCUCUGCCAUUAUGCAUGAGCCAAUCUGUCCUGUGGAGGAUGCUAUGAAGAGCACUCUGCCUGACUCGUUGCACAUCUUCAAUGCCAUCAGUGGCACUCCCACUGCAGCCAGCAUCCAGGGCCUCCCCAGCUCCUCCUCUGUGGUCUGAGCUUCAGCCUGCACUGAAUGGGGAUCUGUAGCUUUUUUCCAAAAGCCAUGUGCAGAUAUUUUCCCUCCUGUUCCCUGCUUUCUUACCCAGGCCUGUCUGCGGAGUUGUGUAUGAGGACACUGUGUCAUCUAACAGCAAAGUGAGGAGUUCUGUCAGCUGCAACACUCAGCAGCGUCACAGUCUGCGUCUCUCUGACCCAGCAGAGAGCUGCUCCACAGCGACCCUGGAAGAGGAAGUAGACUAGCGUUUUGUAAACUAGUAGUUAAGGGGACUGGGUGGGAGAAGGUGAUGUUAAUAUGGGCAUGGGAAGUAUUUUUAGGAUUUUUUUUUUUUCCUUUCUACCCCAAUCUGACCGGGGAUCUGAGUUACUGUUUCCUGUGGAGACUUUUACACAUUUUACCCUUCAUCAGCCAAGUAUUUUUUAUUGCUGUUUUAAUUAGUUUCAUUGGUUCUUUUUUGUCAUUUCGAUUUUAACUCUGUGAUACUAUGUGUACAGAAUUCCAGUUUCACAUGUCUUACAAAGGGUCUGCUUGACUUCUCUUCUUCUAUUCUGAAUCCAGCCUUGCCAUUUUUAUAUCAAAGAAAAAGUAAAUGUUAUUGUUCAACACAUGCGUUUCAGACAAACUUACAAAGAGACAUUAUUCACCUUAAAUCACUUCAAAGUCUUAGAGAUUUUUAAAGCCAUGUUAUAAUGUAAGUGUAUUGUUCUGAGUUGUUUAUUAUUGUGUAUAUAUAAAUAUCUAAACAGAGUGCAAUAUGUAGCAAGCUGAGCUCUUGCUGUGUUUGAUACACUGUAAGAAUGGUGUUGAUCCUUCUUGCCAAAGAGCAGAGGAGAGGAGCCAGUGAAGGAGCAGACACACGUACCACAUUAGUGUUCCUUUCAAUGAUUAUCAUUUAUCUUUUAUAUUCACGAUGGGGAUUUUUUUCAGUCUCUAUUUAAUACAAAGUCACUGUUCUGCUGUAUUUAAACUAAAAUGUCCCCUUUUAAAUAAAAAUCACACUUUUCAAACCGUU
Messenger RNA from Colossoma macropomum (tambaqui), 7622 nucleotides. RefSeq names its product dedicator of cytokinesis protein 9. Bases 357 to 6608 code for a protein of 2083 amino acids. Gene Ontology annotation, molecular function: guanyl-nucleotide exchange factor activity. The transcript is spliced from 54 exons. Lineage: Eukaryota; Metazoa; Chordata; Actinopteri; Characiformes; Serrasalmidae. Gene Ontology annotation, biological process: positive regulation of GTPase activity; small GTPase-mediated signal transduction. The record is from RefSeq and is a predicted model, not a curated record.